AUGAAGGUUGCAUUGAUAAACAAAUAUAUAUUGGCUGGAAACAAUGGAAGCAUCGGUGGGAUAUGCUGGAGCAUACAUCUCGUGUCAGGCUUCAUUCGGGCCACCCUAGAUUCAACGCGGCAACUCAAGCUUCUCCACAACCCGAUAGCCGCAUGGAUCCACUCACCGGUACCACGACUUGCCCUUCCAUUGCCAGCAGCUAUUAGCAGCCUAACAGUAUUCCAUGAUUCUAAUCAGAUGCACAAUGGGGCAGUGAACAACAGUGAGAACAGAAACAAGAGGCAUGAUGAAUACCGGUCAACACGGUUUGGGAAAAUAACACCGCGGCCGAUCCACCCUGCCUGGCGUCUUGAUGAACGCUGUUGCCUGCCAAAGCUACUCAAGAAUAUAAAGGACGAUCGUCGUCGUGGUGUCGGUGGGAAUAUCGACAGUACUCAAGACGCUACGAGUCCGAGCACCGCAACAACGACCGAUCCUGCAACAACGUCCAAAUCUACAUUGCCAAAGACAGCCUCAUCAACAGCCAUGUCAUCAUCUUCAUCGCGCCCGUCCGCUCCACAAUCGUCGCCUCAUCCAACAUUUGCGCAGUACGCAGCUGAGAAUUUCGUGCAAGGUGGGGGCGUCGCGAUUUUCCACCUCAAGAGCGAGAGGGUGGUUAUCUGCAGCGCUGAGGAUCGGAAGGGCCGCACUUACUUCUUCUUGCCUAAGGGAAGGAGAGACACUGGAGAGAGUGCAGGUCAAGGCGCCGAAAGGGAAGGAUUCGAGGAGUCUGGAUACAGAAAUCGUCUGCUCCCUUUACCAACCAAACAUCACCAACCGCAAGCGCACCCGCGCGUUUCCACCCCACCCCUCACAGCAGAACCCCUCUGGAUCCAACUGAUGCCCGUCGGCCACCGUAACAUUCAAUAUCUACUGUACUGGUACGUUGCAGAGACAAUCCCUCCCUCACUCGAGGAAUCGCUGCACUCGCAUCCUACCGAGGCGUAUAAACCCCCGCCGCCCUUUCCGGCGGACCUGACGCUGAAGGAGAGGGUGGCCAUGGAGCCCGAUGGGUAUGAACCGAUUCAUCACGAGGGUACGGGCGUGGACGAAGAGGAGGCCGAGUAUAAGAGCUAUCUUGUGCCCAUUGACGAGGCUGUGGUUAAGUUGGGUAAGCAUGAUGUUUUGGCGGAUGUGGUGUUGAGAGGGUGGAGGGCGAUCCAGGAAAGGUACAGUAUGGAGGAAAAGGCUGCUACAGGAGGUCAAUGAUGUUGUGGAAAUUCUGUGUGGGGUCUCAUGAGAUGUUUCCUGUUAUACUAUCCUUCAUCUAGAUCAAAUUCGUCCCCUAAGCUGCCCCCCCUCUUUCGGGAUAGUGAAGGGAUCUUUGGUAGAGAAAGCAUGAAAUAGGAGAACAGCAACAAACACAGACGCCAAAUUGACAACUAAGACAUAGCACACAGUACAAUAUCAGUCUUCAACAUCACCUUGGUCAACACAAGAUUGCAGGUGUUCAGUCCUCAGCAUCUCUUCGCCAUCGCCUCCACUAUCAAACGUGACUACGUCCAAGUAUGUGAACGCGGAGAAACCACGAGGCCUCAUCCAGUCCAAUUACAUAUACAUACUUCACUAUAUCCCGGCGUCGAUCGAAAUCGGCAAGCCGUCUAUCAACCAACUGCCUUGCUUCCCGCGACAUUGCAUCGCCACCGAUCGUCGUUACCCGGCUGUAACACAUUCUCAUCUACCGUACCGGUACUAUGCCAGCCCACCACUCCAUCCCUCAUCACCAAAUGCCCCACAAUGUUGAUCUACUUUGGACCAGAGAGUGAAUAGCUCAUGCAUCCAUGGCAUCCAUCAAAUUUAAAUUUGUUCCUUCUCCAUCGUCGAUUCCGUCGACGCAGGUCAUCAAAACCUCGUGUGAAUCUUUUUUUCUUUUCUACUUUCCUUGUUUUUUUUCCCUCCUGCAGCUUGAUAACACGCAGAUGACCAGGUCGGCGAUACAAAGAAAAUUCGUGUACUGGGCAUGGAGUACGUCCGCGACGCAUCGGGCAUGUACUGCGUAUCUGCAUGCCUAGGUAUCUUGCGUUGAUACCAUGCACGCACCCACCCACACUCACACAUUCACAACUCUUGUAUUAUGUACCAAGCACGUUUUAUCCUUAUUUCCCCACCCUUCGCUCCUUCCCCUGUCUAUAACUGCUCUUGCUUAAGCAUGAGAUUCAGUAUUUCCACAUUCAACCUCUGGACCUCUGGCGGUAUAUCCAUCCAAUCUAAAUCUUCCUCCCCGCAAAUUCCGUCUUCUUGGGUUAUGCCGUGGAUAUUAAACUGUGCGCACGGACUUAGUGAAUGCACGACGUUGUAUUGAUAUGCUGUGCUUCUUAUCUGUUUUUGCUCUCUUUUUUUUCUUAUUCUUCUUGCUGAUUCGUUUUCUUGCGGAUUUUUGCUGGGGCGUUGGUAGCUGUUGUGGCU
Molecule: messenger RNA, 2445 nt
Organism: Periconia digitata
Lineage: Eukaryota; Fungi; Ascomycota; Dothideomycetes; Pleosporales; Periconiaceae
Source: the annotation of a GenBank genome assembly